Molecule: messenger RNA, 614 nt
Organism: Paramecium octaurelia
Lineage: Eukaryota; Ciliophora; Oligohymenophorea; Peniculida; Parameciidae
Source: the annotation of a GenBank genome assembly
UUAUUUAAUGCUUUUAUUAAUACUCGUUUAGAUAGUGUUUGCUUAAAUCCAAGAGAUUGAUUGUGAUGUGAUUAAUAAAUUGCUAGAGAGAAGUAAUGUGUUUAUAUCAAUUUAGAUAGAAUAUGAAAUAAAAUAGCCGAUUAUUUUAUUAUUUUAUUUCAAGUAUGGUGCUAUAUAUUAAUAAAUCAAAUCGCCUUGGUUGUAAUUUAAGUUUUUAAUUUAGACAAUAUUCUCAAAAUUACACUUAAUAUGAAUUCAUGCAAUUAGAUAUGAAAGAGUAUUCCGAAUAAUGUAUUGUUGGAAUUUUUGAGCAUAAUUAUCUUCCAUAUGGAAUCUACAUAAAUGAUAAAUUUGAAUUUCAUGCUGAACUAAUUCGUGAAUCUGCUCAACUUAUUGAAUACUUGGAAUAAACAAAAUAGUUUGAAUUUGCCCCAUUGCCUAAAUUUAAUAAAUAUAGAAAAUUGUAGAAUAUGCUCACAAAUUACAUUUUUGUAAUUAUCACUUUCUAACUUAGAUCUAAAGCAUAAAGGCCAUAGGUGUUGUAGCAUUGAUAAUUUUUGCAAUUUGGUUCAGAUUAUAAAUUUACAAGGAUAAAGACAAGUCAGAAUGAUGAG